Molecule: messenger RNA, 1224 nt
Organism: Hymenoscyphus albidus
Lineage: Eukaryota; Fungi; Ascomycota; Leotiomycetes; Helotiales; Helotiaceae
Source: the annotation of a GenBank genome assembly
AUGGAAGCUACUCAAACACCCACAACAAAUGGCGGAAACACCACACCAGCAACCAUCAUUCUUCAGUUACCAGAUAUUGGCGCCAUUGACGUUCAAAUUGUGGUCUUUGGGCAAGAAUUCAAUGUGCAAAGUGCGCAGCUAAAGUUACAAUCCAUCUUCUUUCGAUCUAGCAUCAAUUGGCCAGGAAGAUUUGAGACAGACUACGCAGGCGCUUUUCGACUUCGGUAUAUGUCAGUUAUUGAGGAGGAUGGCACAUGGUCUCUCCAAGAUACUUCUCGAAUCGUGAGUAUUGGCUUUCUCUAUACCAGCACUAGGCGAGGCAAGAACGAUGAAGCUAGCAAACCUUAGCUGUUGUACCAAGGUCCAACUUAAACCUUUGAGUUCUUGAGGCAUAUGAUUUUGGAAAAGAUUGCUGCAUAUGCUGAAGAGAAGGCGUCUCGAGUUUACAGUCACUGAUUCCUGCAUCCAUCAAUACUACCUAUUCUGGACUUGACUGACAUAAGAUCUUAGAAGAGUGACACAGCCGCAUCUCAACAUCCACUGAAUGGUGACACAGAAACAGAAAUCGAAGCUUUUCACCUGGUCUUAGCAGCAAUCUAUGAUCAUCCCCUGGCAAUCAACACAGUAGAUGGACUUAUUUCAGCAGUAGGGUUGGCGGACUACUAUGGCUUGCAUGAACUGUUUCCAAGAUGGGUUUCCUCAGUUUUGGCCCAAUCCCACAAUAUGCAAGCGUAUAUACACACAGACUGCAAGGUGUUAUUACCUGUAGCAGCGCAACUCAAGAAUGCUGUCCUUUUUCGAGAAUGCGUCGUUCACAUCGCUGGUGCUCACUGGCGUCGGCCUGAAGAGGUUUGGGAGGAAUUCGAGGAUUGGAAGUUGAGACGACUGAUUUGGAUUGCGUGUAGAAGAAUCAACGACAAGACUAGGAAGCUUCAAGGUCUAUAUCAUUACUAUCAUCUGUGUUCACGCCUUAGAGAAACCGUGCCGUCUACUCAUCUUGAUCCCGAGAAGCGUCUACCAGAGUUUUUCUAUGCCCUACAUUACAAUCAUUGUGUCCUCCACGCAUCACUAUUUGUGUGUGCUUUUGACUAAAUGGAGGAGUUGUUGACCAACAACCUUAAAUUGCAUGGGAAGGAUCUGGUUGUAGGAAGGAAUGAGGAUCUCCUGGAUACAUUUCUUUGCGCUGAAGUCGAAGACCAAGACCUUCCAUGGAAUACACCUUAG